UUUUGCGACGCCGUUUCGGUUCCCCCAUACACAGUUUCGUUGUAGUCAUGAUGCAAGAAAGCAGCAAGAGGAAGAAGCCAAACAUUCUGGUGACUGGGACACCAGGAACAGGAAAGACAACUGUGUCCACUGCUCUAGCAGAAGCCACCCAGCUCCACCACAUCAAUGUCGGGGAAUUGGUCAAAGAAAAGAACUUGCAUGAUGGCUGGGAUGAUGAGCUUGAUUGUUAUGUUCUGAACGAAGACUUGGUCUGUGAUGAACUUGAGGAUAUUAUGGAAGAGGGAGGGAACAUUGUGGACUACCAUGGCUGUGAUUUCUUUCCUGAGCGAUGGUUUGAUUAUGUUAUUGUACUUCAAACUGAUAACACCAUUUUGUAUGACCGCUUGAGUAAGAGAGGGUACAAGGAUUCAAAAAUCUCGAAUAACAUUGAAUGUGAAAUCUUUCAAGUUCUGCUUGAGGAGGCUAAAGAAAGUUACCCAGAGGACAGAGUGGUUGCAAUGAAGAGUGAUACUAUUGAAGACGUCAGUAGAAAUGUUGCAACUUUGACAGAUUGGGUGAGAAAUUGGCCUUUUUCCUCUUAGUUUUGACAAAAAUUGAGUACUACGUACAUAUUACAUUGUAAGAAUAUGAUGAAAAGCGUUUUGUGUUUUUGAAUUACUACAAAUUUUGGUGUGACAUCCAUUUUUGAGAUGUGUAAUGGGUUUUAAAUUCGACAACUGAGUAUUUAACUUUGACCAAGUUUUAUGAUACCUUUACCGAACUU
Messenger RNA from Abrus precatorius (Indian licorice), 763 nucleotides. RefSeq names its product adenylate kinase isoenzyme 6 homolog. Gene Ontology annotation, cellular component: cytoplasm; nucleus. NCBI's taxonomy places the organism in Eukaryota, Viridiplantae, Streptophyta, Magnoliopsida, Fabales, Fabaceae. Bases 48 to 581 code for a protein of 177 amino acids. Gene Ontology annotation, molecular function: ATP binding; ATP hydrolysis activity; AMP kinase activity. The transcript is spliced from 4 exons. The record is from RefSeq and is a predicted model, not a curated record.